CUGACAGCACAUACACAAAAACACUCCGAGAACCAGCAGAGAAACAGAGGGUUAUAAUGUUCUCCUCUUUCCUGUGGAUUAUUCUUAUUAUAACGUUCUGGAGCUCCGCGACUCUGGACGCCAGGAAAGCAGACGAGUCCCUCAGCGGGAGCGUGCAGCGCGCGAGAUGCGCGUCCCGGUGCCUCAGCCUGCACAUCACGCGCAUUUCUGCAGCCUUCAGACAUUUACAGAGCAAUGGAUCAUUGGUGUGGUGUGAGAAUCACAAGCAGUGCUCAAAGUGUCUGGAACCGUGCCGAGCCUCAUGGGACCUGAAAGAGAACCAGUGUCAGGAUCUGUGUGAGACUCAGUUCCCGAAGAAGCACUACGAGUGUCUGACGAGCUGUGAGUUCCUUCGGUCGGUGCAGACGCUGAAGCAGGGCGAGUGUCCCGCAGAGGAGAAGGCCAGCGGGUUCGAAGCUGCCUGCGUACAGAGCUGUGACUCCGACAGUGACUGCACGAGUCUAAAGAAGUGCUGCUCCAAUGGCUGCGGACACACCUGCCAGAUGCCCAAGAACAUUUAUAAAGGGUCUCCUCUGAAGCCGCGUAAGGAUCUGCAGUUUGUGGAGCAUCCGUCAGGUCAGCUGGAGCUGCGCUGGUCCUCACGCUUCAAUGUGUCUGUGGAGCCGGUGCUGUACGUGCUGCAGAGACGCUGGAACUCUGGGAUACACCCUACUGAAGACCACGCUACACACUGGAGAGACAUCGCUCAGGUGAGCGAGGAGCGUGUGGUGCUGAGUGACGUGCGUCCCAGCCGCUGGUAUCAGUUCCGGGUAGCGGCGGUGAACGUUCACGGCACACGGGGGUUUACUUCACCCAGCAAACACUUCCGCUCUCACAGAGAUCCGUCUCCUCCUCCGCGUCCGUCUGCUCUGCGUGUGGUGAACAUGAGCGUGUGUGCAGACGGUCUGAUGUCACUCCGCGUCCGCUGGAGUCUCCCUACAGAGUCUGACGUUCCUGUUCAUCACUACAAGAUCUUCUGGAGCAGCGAACACACACCGAUGAAGACGAACCGCAGGAGGAGGAGGAAGACCAGCCACGGGGAUCAGACAUGGGUGGAUCUGGACUCUCUCCAGUGCAACAGCAGCUACACAGUGGAGGUUCAGGCCAUGUCAUACUGGAGUCAGAUCAGACUGAAGAGCAGCAGAGCAACACUACACUUCAACACCACACACACCCAGCAGAACAGCAAGUCCGUCUCUAAGCUAAGGAAAGCAGAUCCUCCUGUUCUGGGAUCAGUGUCAGUGAAGAGACCCGGCAGCGCUCUGGAUGUGGGAACACCUUAUUAUCAAGACGGACAACUGCAGGUCCGAGUCUACUGGAAGAAGAGAACAGAUGCUUCGUCCAGCCGUUAUCAUGUUCAGUGGAUGCCUGAAUACUGCAGCCACAACCAGAGCCGAUCAGCAGAGAAAUCCGUGACUCAGGAGAACUACAUGAAUCUCCCCAGUCUACUGUUCUCCUGUAAGUACAGGGUGACGGUUCACACCCUCAGUGCCAGGCGACGCUCUAAGGGUGAGAGCACCAGCUUUCUGACACCGUCCUGUGCCACUCUGAGGAGCAAGAGCAUCAAACCCAUCGCCUGUACUGGAGACGCCGCUCCUGUGAAGGUUUUGACAAAGCCUGAAAAUCUGACCGCGUCCUUCAGCUUCCACGACGGUAACGUGACGGCUAGUUUCGUGUGGAGCGUGUCGCAUCAUCAGCCUCAUCAGCCAAUCACAGGCUUCCAGGUCACAUGGGCGGAGGUUUCCACAGAGAGCCGUCAGAACAGCCUUCCAAACAGCAUCAUCUCUCAGUCACAGAUCCUGCCGCCGAAUCGCAACCUGCUGGUGGUGUGGAACCUCCGCCCGGCCUCCAUCUACAGGUUGGAAGUUCAGGUCAUCACCACAGCUGGAGAAGGACCAGCGAUAAAGAAGAUCUUCCAGACGCCCAGCCGGAAAACUCGUCUUCAUCAACAGCACCAUCAGAAGUCUUCAGCAGAGAAACACUGAAACCGGCAGAACAACACAAGACUUUUUCACUCUCUACGGUUUUCAUCGCUGCACCCAAACUCUUGAGCAACAACACCGCUUCAUGUCUGGAUUUACACCAUUUCUGCAAGUUAAGAUCAAGGCAAAUCAUGCCGUUUCUCACAACCUGCCCAGAAAUACAGUUUAUUUGAAUGGAAAAUUGAGAUGUGGAGAAAAACUCACUUCAUGAGUUCUCAAAUACAGUCAUCAUCAUAGAGUGUUUUCAUUUCUGUUCAAGCAUGCACAGCCAUACUGGAGAUACUGGGCUGUCAACAACAGCAUGACUGAACAUAUGACUGCGCAGUUAUUGUUCAGCUUAGUCUUAGUUCUGUGUCAAAUGCAAUGUAUUUUAAUUAAGAUAUUAAUUAGUAUUUCAUAAGAGUGUAACGAUACAAUCAAGUCAUGAUUUAAUGUGCAUCUCGACAUAUGGUUAAAAAAACUAUUGAUAUUUUUGGGUGAAUUAUACCUUUUAAAUAGAGUAAGUUGACUUUAAUAGCAUUACCCCCUAAUAUUUGGCCUUCAAUAUGGCCGACUGAUGACACACCAUUCGUUUUUUUUCUUUUCUGCUUGAUUUGUUAGAACUUUUAUAAGUCUAAAGUACUCUAAAUGAGAUUUAUUUCAUCGUUAGCAAUUAGUUCAGCCCAAAAUAUGUCAAUAAUUUAUCAUUUUCAGCAGUAAUAAUCACCAUAAUAUAUGAGUUUAGCUCUGAUCUGUGGCUUUCUUUUCAUUUUCUGCCUCCAAUAUGGCCGACUGAAGACACGUCGUUCCUUUUUUUCUCAUUUCUGCUUGAUUUGUUUGAACUUUUAUAAUUCUAUAGUACUCUAAAUUCGUUUUUCAUCGUGAGCAAUUGGUUCACCCCAAAGUAUGUCAAUAAUUGAUCAUUUUCAGCAGUAAUAAUCACCAUAAUAUGAGUUGAGCUCUCUUCAGUGGCUUUGUUUACAUUCUGUGCCUCCAAUAUGGCCGACUGAUGACACGCCAUUCAUUUUUUCUCCUUUCUGCUUGAUUUGUUAGACCUUUUGUAAGUUUAUAUUACUCUAAAUGUUUCUUUUUUCAUUCUGAGCAAUUAGUUCAGCCCAAAAUAUGUCAAUAAUUGAUCAUUUUCAGCAGUAAUAAUCACCAUAAUAUAUGAGUUGAGCUCUGAUCUGUGGCUUUGUUUUCAUUUUCUGCCUCUAAUAUGGCCGACUGAAGACACGUCGUUCAUUUUUUCUCUUUUCUACUUGAUUUGUU
Messenger RNA from Danio aesculapii, 3269 nucleotides. RefSeq names its product anosmin-1 (gene anos1). The transcript has 14 exons. Gene Ontology annotation, cellular component: cell surface; extracellular region. The record is from RefSeq and is a predicted model, not a curated record. Gene Ontology annotation, molecular function: protein binding; peptidase inhibitor activity. Lineage: Eukaryota; Metazoa; Chordata; Actinopteri; Cypriniformes; Danionidae. Bases 57 to 2024 code for a protein of 655 amino acids. Gene Ontology annotation, biological process: neuron differentiation.